Messenger RNA from Anthostomella pinea, 3270 nucleotides. The record is from the annotation of a GenBank genome assembly. NCBI's taxonomy places the organism in Eukaryota, Fungi, Ascomycota, Sordariomycetes, Xylariales, Xylariaceae.
AUGAGAACCAUCCAAGAGAAGAUCUUGGAGGAGGAUCAUCGCAUUGGAACCGGACAUAUGAUGAAUUUGGUCGAGCUAGACCUUCAUCUGGAAUCGUUACUAGCAUCCACGGGAGGUGAUUCGGCCAAGAACACCCCUUCCGCCCUGCUCCAGGAUACCCACCACACUCAUCACUUCGAUACAUCCACUUCAAGGGGGACACCGCAGACAGAAUCCGAGAUCGUUGUACAAGUUGACGAUAUGGACGUGGACGUGGACAGCACCGCCUCCGUCCCUGAAGUAGCAGAGAAUUCUGCGUUCCAUCAAGAUCACGUCCAGUGGGGCGACUCACAGCUCCUGGGCUUUCAAGAGAAUACCAGAAAUUCGUUCGAGUCAUCAGCAUCCGCACCUUCGGACCACUCCGAACUGUCAUCUCCCCCCUCAUCACUACCAUCCUCUAGUAAAGCCACCACUCCUGUCGAUAUAGGGACUCUGAAGGAGCCGCUGCCGGCGCUGCCUGCUACCAACAGCACACGUGUACCGAGACGAAGAUCAUUUAAUGUACGACCGCGGGUGUCGAUCCCGACAGAUGUUGCCCCACAGGACUAUGCCAACCAAUGUAUUGCCGCCGCCGAGUCCUCGAGGCUGAACCCGUAUGCCCUACAUCCAGACGAAUACUCGAUGCUGAGGGAACACAUCAGCCACGCUCAAGUGACUACAUACUUGAACAUCCGGAAUGGUAUCCUGCGGCUAUGGAUAAACAACCCACGCAUCGGAGUGGCACGUGAUGAGGCUGUGGGCUGUGCCAAGGACUCGAGGUGGUUUGAUGUCGCCAGUGUAUGCUACGACUGGCUCGUCCGCUCAGGAUACAUCAAUUUCGGCUCUGCAGAAGUCCCCGUGAGCAAGAAGCGAUCUAGGAGGUCAAAGCCAUCGAGAAGUGGGAAGACAGUAGUCGUUAUUGGGGCUGGCAUGAGCGGUCUAGGCUGUGCUAGACAGCUCGACAGUCUGUUCAAACAAUAUGCCAGGCACUUCCAGGAAUCUGGGGAGGAACCUCCGAAGGUCAUUGUCCUAGAAGGUCGAAACCGCCUAGGUGGCCGUGUGUACUCCCGGGCGCUUGAUAGUAGCAACAGCCAACACUUGAUUGGAUUCCAGGGCCGGCGCCAUAGCGUCGAGUGUGGAGGGAUGAUCAUCACGGGGUUUGACCGAGGAAAUCCGCUGAAUGUCCUGGUGCGAGGACAAAUGGCCCUACCCUACUACGCGCUACGACCCGACACUACCCUCUACGAUUCGAACGGUAAGCCUGUCGAUGAGGCACGCGAUCGUCUCGUCGAAAACCUCUACAACGAUUGCCUUGAGAGAGUAUCAGACUACAAGUUUAAGAGCCCGCCGUCAAAACUCAUCGAAGGCAACAGAGAUUUGAUGGACGAAGGUCGAGAUAGUUCAUCUGAAGGUCAGAAGACAAUUGCCCACGUGGAAGAAGCCACGGCCGCCCUCCCACAAGCACCGCCCGUGGCAGAACAAAGCCUUGGACCUCAAGUUAGCUUGGUACCUGUUUCUACAGACCGUGCGACUGGCAAGACACAUGUCGAGCCAGGCACCCCAGCUACCCUCAAGGCAGCAUACAAAGCCCGAAUGAUGGGGUGGGCGCUCAAAGAAGGCGUCACCGAAGACUGCGACUUGCAUCUCGAUGCAGCUGCCAUGGCCCCCAAUGCCACACUCGGUUCAGUCAUGGACGAGGCGAUUUCACAGUAUAAGACGAUAGUCGAUCUUACAGCACAAGACUUCAGGUUGAUGAACUGGCACGUGGCCAACCUGGAAUACAGUAACGCCACAAACUACAACCAACUCAGCAUUGGGGGUUGGGACAUCGACGCAGGUAACGAGUGGGAAGGCAAGCACACUAUGGUGGUCGGUGGCUACCAAAACGUUCCUCUCGGUCUCGCAGUCUCGCCAUCCCGGCUAGACAUUCGGAAGAACGCGGCGGUCAAGAAGGUAUCCUACGACUCCAGCGGGUCAGAAGCUGCACGUGUGGAAUGCGAAGAUGGAUCAACUAUCGAAGCAGAUUACGUCGUCUCCACCAUUCCCCUCGGUGUGUUAAAACACGAAAGUGUUGAGUUCAACCCUCCUCUGCCAUCGUCCAAAACGGACGCCAUUGGCCGCCUAGGCUUUGGCAUUUUGAACAAGAUCAUCCUUGUGUACGAUGAAGCAUUCUGGGAUUCAGGCAGAGACAUCUUCGGCUGUCUGCGCACACCUCUGUCACGUCACAGUCUGAAGCAGAGUGAAUAUGCCUCUCAGCGUGGUCGUUGCUUCCAGUGGUUUAAUGUUUCCAACACAAGUGGUAUCCCCGUUCUUCUUGCUCUAAUGGCUGGGGACGCCGGCUUCGACACCGAACACUCUAAGAACGACGAGCUAGUCGCUGAAGCUACGGAAGUUCUUCGCGGCGUUUUUGGUGCUAAAGUGCCCCGACCUGUGCAAUCUGUCGUCACACGUUGGGGAUCUGACAAGUUUGCUCGGGGGUCGUAUUCUUCUGCUGGCCCCUCGAUGCGGAUAGAUGACUAUCAGGAGAUGGCCCAGCCUGUCGGAAACCUUUUUUUCGCUGGCGAACACACCACCGAUACACAUCCUGCCACGGUGCACGGCGCUUAUCUCUCCGGGUUGCGAGCGGCGUCAGAAGUCAUUGAUGCUAUGCUCGGUCCCAUACAUGUUCCAUUUCCACUUGUGCUCCCUAGGGAGUCGUCAUACUCAUUAUCUCACACCCUGAAACGGAAAGACACUGACGAUGCAGCAUCUGCGCAUGCCAGUAAGCAGGCCCAGAUCGAUGCUUAUGAGCUCGCAGCUUGGCAGCACAUCGCUUCGCAGAUCGGCGAACGGCCGUGGCGCCCACAGAAGGUUGUAGGUAACGCCUACCUCCUAUACAGUAAAUCCAGUUUCGAGACCGCACGGAAGCGUUGUGAGGAAGGCCGACGGCCUGGCAAGGGCAAGCCGGCUCCCAAUGAAGUACGUGUCAUGACUAGUAAGAUGUGGAAAGAGGCAGCGCCCGAAGAGCGUAAGCCCUUCGAGGAGCAAGCUGCUGAGCAGAAACGGGUGUACAAUGAGUUGCUGAAGAACUGGGAGGACCAAGCUAAGGAAUGGGAUCAGCGAUACGUGGAAGUGAGAGCUGAGUAUGAAAAGGAUCACAAGCUCAUGCUCAAUGACGAGGCGCAGCUGGAGGACGGCGGUCGGGAAAGGAGACGCGCCAAGCCGAACAGCUACGCCGAAAGCAAUGAGAACGACGUUGAGAUGGAUGACUGA